CCGGAGCCGGUCGUCGCCGCCAACCGACCCAGUGAUACUCCAGGAGUAAGGAGGACGCCUUUGAUCAGGAUCAUUCUGUGAAAAUUUGUUGCUUGCUGCUCACUUCUACAGAGAGACUUUGGUGCCAAAGCAGGAGCUAUGGAUUGCUACAGCUUCACUGAUGAAAACUCUCUCCAAACCAACAUGCACCUGCCCUUGCCAUCAGACAGUGAGUUGCCCAUUGCAAGUAAUAUCCAGAGACAAGAUUUCAUCCCAGAGCCCGAUGAUAUUAUUUAUGCGGGAAUGAGAAAUAUAGACCUUGAUUGUAACCUGGAGGCUGCAGAAAUUCCUGGCGAUCUGUUUGCUGACAGUUUAGAUCUCUCCCUGUAUACUGUAGAUAAGGGAUGUGAUUCCCUAAAGAUUCCCAGUGACUCCACGGACACAGAUUCUCCACCCAUGCUGCUAGGUAUUAGUCCCCUCCCACAGAAAAGCACUCCUGAGAAAAGUACUGCAAAAAGUGAAAGGAAAUGUGGAGGUCUACAGAAAAGAAGGCGUCUGUCCACAAGGCAUUCUCCACAGCAAGUGUUCCAGGAGUGCAGCCAGUGUGGGAAGUCAUUCAGCAGCGCUAGUGCCCUGAGCAAACACUAUCUGACGCAUAGUCACGAACGCCGGCAUAUCUGCAGCAUCUGCAGUAAAGCCUUUAAGAGACAAGACCAUUUAUCUGGGCAUCUGCUAACACACCAAAAAAAUAAACCCUAUGUCUGUAUGGAGCAUGGAUGCGAUAAAAGCUAUUGUGACUCGAGGUCCUUGCGUCGUCACUAUGAAGUCCAGCAUGGCUCAUACAGUCAGAGGGAGCCCUUUCAUAAUAACAGCUCAAAAGGGGUGGAUUCAGCAGAGAGCUUGCUGUUCCUGCAGCCCGGCCACACGCAGGCCCUUCAGUGUGACAUAGGAGCGGGGCAGAGGCCAGCAGCACAAAUCGAAUCUUUUCCACAGAGAUCCUCUUUGCCAAGCAGAGAACUGCUGAAACCUCUGAUGAGUAGCGUAUGCCAGAAAGUGCCAGCUGAAACUGGAGCACCUGAAAGCAGUGUUACAUUGCACUAUCCCACGCAAACCCAUGCGGUAGCAAAUGUGCUUGCCAGUCCAACUGUAUGUUUCUCAGAGAGAUCAGACACUGUCAGACAAACCAAAUAUCGACUGUUGCAGAGAGAGGAAUCUUCUGGUAUAAAUUGUAAUGCAACCGAUCCAUAUAACAAAGUAAAUUCUUCCCAUUUUUCUGUACCAAACCCCAAUGUAUCUUGUUUAGAUUCUUAUGUGAUGGACUCAGUAAUUCCCAGUAGACCUUCACAGCCUGCGCGAUAUGCACUAGAGCCGUCAAGACCUGCAAGUUGGCCACAGACGGUGAGCACAGAUCAUACACUCCCAAGGAGUGAAACUGCUUCCAACAGGCAACAAGCAAAUCAGGACCUUGUGUGGACCAACAACUUGGCAACCUACAGUGGCAGCAAAGGGACUUACUCCUACAUCGUUCCCAGCUCCCAACCUUCUGAGGAGGUUUCCACUACUUUUUCAAGUGGAGCUUUGCAUAAACUUGACUCGUUUGCCCAGGCCUUCACGAGACAGAAUUUGGACAUUCAGUCCAGUCCUUCCGGAGCAAAUACCUCAGGUGAAAAUUCAUCAGUUUCUGAAUUUGAUGUUUGUGGAAAUGUUCUCAGACAGAUUCUGAGUUAUAAAGCAAAUUUAAACCAGUGGCAAGCAUUUCCUGAGCAGAAAUACCAGAUAGUGCAAGAGCAAUACUCGCUACACCAGCAACAUCAACAACAGAUAGCAACUUCCCUCUUCACGCAAGUCUACAUGGGCGAUCAGGAGGCCUCCACUGCCCAGAACCAAGACCAGUUUCAAAACCACAUGCUGCAGCUGAUCUCAGAUUCCCAGUACAAUCUAUCUGAAUCCCAGAAUUCGGUAAAUCAGUCACAAGUUAUAGUUACCCAGUCCCAGCAUAUGCUUUCUCAGAAGAUCUCACCCCAGAUCCAGAAUAACUCAUCGCCAUUGCAUCAGCCAUCAGAACUAGAGCAAGACUUUCAGCAUUCCUUCAGACAGGAAAACACUUCUGUUUUACAAUUUCAAACAACAAAUCCUUGCCAACUCUCCAAGAGCAUCCUGUCCUGCUAUCCACAGCCAGCAGAAAGUACCGAUCAGCAGGGGGAAACUGAUUUGCAGCCUACCUUCAGAGGCAUCUCAGAAAGCCACAGGAAGUCCAAGAAGAGCCUGUUCAAGGCACAGAACCCUUCUGAGUCAGUGUGUGAAGAAGAGUUUGUUCAGAAGCAGUUUCAGUCACAGUCAAAGCAAUUAGAGGGUUGGUCAUUUCCACUGCACAAGAAAGGCAGAAUGUCUAACAAGCAUGUGUGUGUAAAGCAUUUCACUCUUACAGGUAAAUCCAGUAAGAAUGUGUCGGUCUCUCGAAAGGAACGGCAGAAGUUAGAUACCAACUGCGCAGCUCCUCCAAGUCAGGUGGCUAUGAAUUCCUUCUCUGUCAAGAAUUCUAUGAGGAGUAUGGAACACCAUCUGCAAAUGGAACAUUUUCAUGAGAGGGUCCAGGGUGAAGAUAGUUACAGCCUUUGCAGCAUGCCAGAAGAGGAAGAUGGACCUUCAUCAGUGCUGUGCAAGGAUCUGGCAAGUGGCAACGCUGCGGAAAAUUUGGAAGAAAAUGUAGAAAGCUUCCAGUGUGAGCAAUGUCAAGGUGUCAUCCACUUUCUGAAGGGAUUAAAUUGCCACAGUUGUCCAGGAGAAGGUGAAGGUGAAGGUGAAGGAAAACAACAUUCAUUAGAGGAUGCUGUUAACUCUCAGGAGUACCUAGAGGAUAAACUUAGCACACUUCUGUUGAAGAAGCCAGUAGAGGAAAGUGUAGCAAUGCCUUUGGUGAUCCCAGUCUCAAUACCUGUGAAAAUCGUUGGCCUUGCAAAAGAUAGCAAAGUGGAGGGUUCACCAAUUACACCAAAGAAGUUAGCUGCUGCAAGACCGACCUCAAAUGACAGCCCUAUCCAGGUCCUUGAAACCGGCAGAGCAGCAAGUGUAAACUGCCGAGGCUUCUCCACAAAGCAAGAGAGGAAGCGAUGUCGUGCGGAGCCGUUGUUUAUCCCAUCCCCAUCUUCCGGUCAGGCUGGAGUCCAGCCAGGGAUGGCACUGUACCAGAGUCACAUGCGCUCUCCAGUUUGCUUAGCUGAUCACCUUUUGGACAACUUCCAGCCUCCCCCUUACACACCACCGCCAAUGCUGAGCCCCAUACGUCAUGGCUCCGGACUUUACUUCAACAGGAUCUGUUCUCAGCCUGGGAGCAGGACACCUUAUAGUGUGUUCACUCCUAAAGGUAGUGUUGUAGAUGGUGUCAAUGGAAUUUGUGCUCUCUCUCUGGUUAAAGAUGACUCUAUAAUCAUCAUAGAACCGCACAUUAACAUUGGGAGCCGAUUCCAGGCUGAGAUUCCACCACUGCAAGACAAGUCAUUGGUUGAAGAGAGUGUCCACCAAGCAGACUUGGUCUGGAAACCUUGGAAUGACAUCGAAACCAAUAAAGUCACGCAAACAAGAGUGACAGACCUUCUGAAUUUGGCUUGUUCCAGUGUGCUGCCAGAAGGAGGUACCAACCUGGAACUGGCCCUGCAUUGUCUGCACGACACCCAUGGAGAUAUUUUGGCUGCUCUGGAUAUGUUGCUAAUGAAGGAUGCCAGGAGGGAUCCUACACAUCCUCUGGGAAAUUACCACUAUACAGGGACUGAGAAGUGGACUGCAGCAGAGAAAAAGAUGUUCAAUAAAGCAAUUUGCCUUCAUAGGAAGGACUUCUUCCUGAUGCAGAAGAUGAUAAAGCACAAGACUGUGGCUCAGUGUGUAGAAUAUUACUACACCUGGAAGAAACAACUGAAGUUUGAAUGGAAAAGGACACAGCUGCUUGAGGAAGAGGAGGAAGAGAUAAUGCGUGAAGCGGACGGUGCCGGAGAUGGAAAAGAAUUAAAAAAUCUGAACGUGAGUGUUUCCUCCCAGAGCACUGCGAACCGGGAAAAUCUUAAGAAGAAGGUGAUCCGAACCAAGUCCAGCUCCUCACCCUCCAUUCACUGUCAGACAGGAGUCCUGCACAGGAGUGAAAACAAUCUCAAUAUGUGCUAUUACCCGUGUAAAGAAUGCACCAAAGUAUUUGAAAAAGUGAAAAGUCGAAACGCCCACAUGAAAUGCCACAGACAACAAGAGGAACAAGAAAGGCAGGAGAAGAUGAAACGAUCAAGAAUUCGGUUGAAAGUUGAGAUAAAGGAGGAACCAGAGGAGGCGGUUGUAGUCUUCGACCCAAACAAUCUGCCUGACAUCACCAAACCAUUGGGAGCUCACCACUAGCUGGCAAAGGUAAACCCAGGACAGUGGAGUGGUGUGGCACAGUUGCCUGUGCUGUACCUAUAGAGACUGUGGACUGAAGAUGUUCUUUGGGAUAUAAAUAUCUGCUUCCCCAGGACAGUGGAGUGAUGUGGCACAGUUGCCUGUGCUGUUAUAGAGACUAUGGACUGAGGAUGUUCUUUGGGAUAUAAAUAUCUGCUUCCAGGUACUUUUAACUCAAAGUUAGGGAUGACGUCCAUUGUUGCUGAGUAUUGAUAUAUUGAGUCCAGACUGCACCAAUGUCCUCAGCCCAACAUGUUCCAACCAGUCUAGACACCAGAAUUUAAAGUCAAUUCUUUUACUCUUUUUAGUCAGAGGUACUGAGCACAAAUCCAGCAUUCCAGUUUAACCAGGCUAGAAAAAUUCUUUACUUAGUUACCUCUGGUUUUGUAGUUUUUUAAAAACAAGUGUUUUUGACAGAUUGCUGAUAUUGUCAUUGUUUUACCUGUGGGUAAUGAGAACUGCUGUUGUCACUCAAUCGAACCUUUUAAUAGAGUGUUUUAAGAUUUUAAAAAUUGUUGAAGUUUGAAUUGUUUUAAACAGCAAGCGGGGCCUGGCCGGUGAAGGCACUCCCGCUGUCCCUCAACUUCUAUAUCACCUCAGACGUUUUUUAACCAAGGACAAUCACAAAGAUUCCUUGGCCAAAUCGCUGUUGGGUUUUGCAUGCUAUUUUAAAGAGUAUAAGGGUAGCCUAGCAUGAGAUCCGCCGUUAGCAGACGGAUGGCCUCCGCGAUAUGCAACCAGCUAAAACCUCCUAUACGUGAGGAACAGUACAGCUGUGUGUAUGUGUAUAACAAUAAACCAAGUGCGAACAAGGCAAAAAUUGGAAACGGAGCAUUUUAACUAUUGAUUUUACAGUGAGGAGCUUAAAAAUAUUGUGCUUACCUUCACGAAAGUCCACAGCAUUCUGUCCUGUGGUUUCCUUACCUUCUGUUUAAGUCUGAGAAACUGUAGUUUCACUAUAGCCUCACUAUAUAGAGGAUUCACUGAUUUACAGAGCCUACUAACCGUAGGAACGAGCCCCAUCAUCUAAAUCUGAACUCACCUAAAAACACUUGAACAGUGAAAAUCUGAAAUUAUAUCAAUCCAGCUGAAAUUAGAACAAGUCAGCCUCUGACCAUUAAAUGUUGAUGUGCAUACCUCUGACACUAACCCUUUAGCUGUUGUCGAGACAGUGUGCAGAUCCAGUGACCCUCCAUUUAGGGGCACAGAUUAGAGUUUCAGUACUCCACAGUGGCUCUAGGGCUAAAGUGACAAGACUGGAAAUGCAUUGAGACACCAGAGCAGCUACACACACUCUCCAGCUCGUUUGAUUGUAGAAAAAUACAGAUACCUGUUAAACAGGCUAAAAAUCACCGGGUGCAGCAAGUAUCAAACUUCAGUUCAAAAAGUCUUUGAUCAUAAAUUCACCCAAUAAACCACAGUUUCCUAACAGAUUUAAAACUGUAAGUAUGUUAUGCACCAAUCAUCUUACUUUUGUAUUUGUACAUUGUGUAUAAAUAACUGCAAAAGGUAAUUCAUCGGUUUCCAGAAACUUCCCGUGAGAAUGGAUUUUUUUUUUUCCUUUUUUGCCACUAAAUUCAGCUUUCAUUUUGUGAACGAGUGUUUGCACUGUGAGUUUGUACACUUACUUUGGAGAAUUGUAAUACAAAGGGAGUUGAGGUCUCUCUCUGAUCCAGUUGAUUACCUUGGUUCUGCCUCAAAGCAAUGUGCAAGAGUUAAGAGCAUUGACAUGUUACAAUUUUAUAGUUGUUUUGUUUGUGGGUAAAAACACUUUAAAACAAUCAUUCACGUGAAAACCCACGGAUGCUGUAAAUCACAAAACCCUGGAGUUAACUUUCUUCCAAG
Molecule: messenger RNA, 6240 nt
Organism: Mobula hypostoma (lesser devil ray)
Lineage: Eukaryota; Metazoa; Chordata; Chondrichthyes; Myliobatiformes; Myliobatidae
Product: zinc finger protein 541-like
Exons: 17
Coding region: 139-4356 (1405 amino acids)
Biological process (GO): regulation of transcription by RNA polymerase II; negative regulation of DNA-templated transcription
Cellular component (GO): histone deacetylase complex; transcription regulator complex
Molecular function (GO): transcription corepressor activity
Source: RefSeq, a predicted model, not a curated record